AUGUCGCACUAUGAUCGUUACGGUCCGGAGCGAUACGACUCUCGGUAUGAUCGCUCUGGCCCAUAUCAGCCCCCUCCUCCUGAGCCGCAAGAUCGCCAACCCUACUGGAGACACAGCGGUGGUCGCGAGGAUCCGGACGCGAGGCGUUCCAACGGCUAUGAGGGGGAGGUGCGAGAUCCCUACGCUGGUGUGCCCACCUCGAGGGCGGGCCAGGACCCUUACUUAGAUGCAGACAGGAGAUACAACCCAUAUGGGGACCCGGAGCGAAGGUAUGAUGACCGGGAUUACCGCGGCUAUCCCCCGCCACAGCCGCCGCCGGGAUAUGAUCCCUACUAUGACCCAUACCGCCAGCACUACCCUCCACCGCCCGGAGCUUAUGGAGGAGGUGCCUACGGAGGAGGUUACUACCCACCGCCCGGCUACGGGCCGUAUGGUCCUCCACCCCCAGGAUAUGGCCCGCCCCCACCAGGGUAUGGAUACCCUCCACCGCCAGGCUACCCCCCGCCUCACUACCCUCCACCACCCAGGGCCUACAGCCCUGAGCCACAGCGCGACCCGCCUCCCAAGCGGGGCGGCGGGAAGGGGCAAAAGUCUAAGAAGGACAACAAUUCCGGCCGCGGUGGUGGUGGUGGUGGUGGGGGCAAGCGGAAGCGAGAGGCCUCGCCGGAGAACGUGCCGAUGGAAGCGGGGGAAGUCCGGCUGAACUUCUCAGAGGUGCUUCCCAGAUUGGUCAAGGCUGCCCAGGAGCAGGAGGGGAGCCGAUUCCUGCAGUGGAAGCUGUCGGGAAACGCGAGCGAUGAAGAGCGAACGCAGAUUUUCGAGAAAGUGCUGCCUGAUGUCGUCCAGCUGGCCAAUGAUGCGUUUGGGAAUUUUGUGGUGCAGAAGCUCUUCGAAGCGGGGAAUGAUCAGCAGCUGGGUGAUUUGGUCUCCAAAGUCAAAGGCAACGUCCUUGACCUCUCCAAGGACAAGUACGGUUGCAGGGUGGUCCAGAAGAUGAUGGAGAAGUUGCCUCAGAAUCUGAAGCUGGACAUCGCCUCGGAGAUGGUCGACAAUGUCAUUGAGUGCAUCGAGGACAUGAACGGGAACCAUGUGAUACAGAAAGUGGUGGAGAACCUGCAUCCUGAGGUGGAUUUCAUCAUCGACGCUGUGUCCCGCAAUUCGGAGACAGCGGAGCAAAUGGCCUCGCACAUCUACGGAUGUCGCAUCAUCCAGCGACUACUGGAGAACUGCGAGUUGGAUCGCCUCAGUGGCGUCCUGGACCCGAUAGUGACGGCGGCCAGCAAGCUCUCGAAGGACAAGCAUGCCAACUACGUGGUCCAGUGCAUUCUGCAGAAGGGUCGCCAUGAUGACAAGCGAAGCAUCGUGCAAACCAUCAGCCAGAACGUGCUGGAGUUCUCCAAGAACAAGGUCUCAAGCAAUGUGGUGGAGAAGUGCCUGGAAGUGACCUCCGAUGGCCCGGAUGCCGAGAGCCUGGAGGAGGAGCGCACAGCGCUCUUCGCUGCGGUCUUGGGCUCCCCGGGAGACCAGCGUGCGCCUAUAAACCAGCUCAUGACCGACAAGUUCGGCAACUAUACGGCCCAGCGCAUCAUCCAAUACAGCCGCGGGGAUGACUGGAAGGAGCUUAGGAGACGUAUCGAGGUGCUGGAGAAGGACCUCAAGAACUCCCCCACAGGUCGACACAUCCUCACGGCCCUGGAGAAGAAGAAGAAAGCUGAGGGCGAAGCAUAA
This is a messenger RNA of Symbiodinium natans, 1728 nucleotides long. NCBI's taxonomy places the organism in Eukaryota, Dinophyceae, Suessiales, Symbiodiniaceae. The record is from the annotation of a GenBank genome assembly.